GUGGGUCUCCAGAAAAUCCGCCAGACCACAGACCAAGUGGAGGAGCUGCAGAAGUCCCUCUCCAUCAAGAGAAUAGAACUGGAGGAGAAGAAUGCCGCAGCCAAUGCUAAGCUGAAGGACAUGGUAAAAGACCAACAGGAGGCUGAGAGAAAGAAAGUGACCUCCCAGGAGAUCCAGGCCCAGCUGGCUGCACAGACCAAGGUGAUCCAGGAGAAACAGAAGAGUGUGAAGGAAGAUCUGGACAAGGUGGAACCUGCUGUCAUUGAGGCUCAACAAGCUGUGAAAUCCAUCAAGAAACAGCACCUGGUAGAGGUUCGUGCAAUGGGCAGUCCACCUCCGAUCCUCAAGAUGGUCCUCGAAUCCAUCUGCAUCCUCCUCGGGGAGUCUGCUCCUGACUGGAAAUCCAUACGACAAAUGAUAAUUAAGGACUCUUUCAUCCAGAACAUUGUCAGCUUUCAAGCUGAAAACAUACCUGAUGAUAUUCGUUCCAAGAUGAAGCAGAAAUACUUAAACAACCCUGACUUCACGUACGACAAGGUCAACAGAGCUAGCUUGGCAUGUGGGCCCAUGGUGAAAUGGGUCAUUGCACAGAUAAACUAUGCUGACAUGAUCAAGCGUGUGGAGCCGCUAAGAAAUGAGCUGAAGGCCCUGGAAGACGAGGCUGACAUCAACAAGCACAAGAACAAUGAGGUGAACAAGCUGAUCAGUAACCUGGAAAAGAGUAUUGCCAAGUACAAGGAGGAGUAUGCUGUGCUUAUCAGUCAGGCACAGGCCAUCAAGGCAGACUUAGCAGCUGUGGAGACCAAGGUGGAGCGUAGUGUUGCCUUACUGAAGAGUCUGACCAGUGAACGUGAGCGCUGGGAACAAGGCAGCGAGGGCUUCAAGGCGCAGAUGUCCACCAUCAUUGGGGAUGUGUUACUGUCUGCGGCUUUCCUGGCUUAUGCUGGUUACUUUGACCAGCAGAUGCGUCACAACCUGUUUACCACUUGGUGUCACCACCUGCAGCAGGCACAUGUGCAGUUCAGGCAGGAUCUUGCUAGAGUGGAGUACCUGUCAUCUGCAGAUGAACGUCUGCGCUGGCAAGCUAACGCCCUCCCAGCAGACGACCUGUGUGUAGAGAACGCCAUCAUGUUGGGCCGCUUUAACCGCUACCCCCUGAUUAUCGACCCGUCUGGCCAGGCCACAGAGUUCAUCAUGAAUGAGUACAAGGAGAAGAAGAUCACUAAGACAAGUUUCUUGGAUGAUGCUUUCCGUAAGAACCUGGAAAGUGCAUUGAGAUUUGGAAAUCCACUUCUUGUACAGGAUGUGGAGAACUAUGACCCUAUCCUGAACCCUGUAUUGAACAGAGAGCUGCGCCGCACUGGGGGCAGAAUUCUGAUCACCCUGGGAGACCAGGACAUUGAUCUGUCUCCCUCAUUCACCAUCUUCCUCUCCACCAGGGAUCCCACGGUGGAGUUCCCCCCAGAUAUCUGUUCCCGUGUGACCUUUGUGAACUUCACAGUGACCCGCAGUAGUCUCCAGAGCCAGUGCUUGAACCAGGUGCUGAAGGCAGAGAGACCAGACAUUGACGCCAAGAGAUCAGAUCUGUUGAAACUUCAAGGUGAGUUUGCCCUACGUCUGCGCCACCUGGAGAAGUCCUUACUGCAAGCCCUGAAUGAUGUGAAAGGCAGGAUCCUGGAUGAUGACAGCAUCAUCAGUCAUCUGGAGACCUUGAAGAACGAGGCUGCUGAGGUACAGAAGAAGGCGGAGGAGACGGAUGUUGUCAUGGCGGAAGUCGAGACCGUCUCUCAACAGUACGUACCACUGGCACAGUCCUGCAGUAGCAUCUACUUCACUCUGGAGUCUCUGAACCAGGUUCACUACCUGUACCAGUUCUCUCUGCACUUCUUCCUGGACAUCUUCAGUGCUGUGCUCCAUGACAACUCCAAACUGGACAGUGUCAAGGACUAUACCAAGAGACUGGAGGUCAUCACCAAUGACCUCUUCCAGGUCACCUUCAACCGCGUGGCCCGAGGUAUGCUGCAUCAUGAUCAACUGGUCAGUGGCCUCCUCUUGGCAAGAAUCCACCUCAAACAACUGCCCAGUGAGCCAUCCUAUGAGGCAGAGUUCCUCCACUUCAUGCGUGGCAAGGAGGGUCUGAUGACAGAGGGACUCCCCAGUGUGGAAGGACUGCAGCCAGACACCGUGCAGGCCAUGGUCCGGCUGGCCAAACUCCCCGCCUUCAGGGGAAUCAUGGCUAAGGUCAACAAGAACCCGGAUUUCUUUGCCUGGUUGAAGACGGUCUCUCCAGAACAUGAUGUCCCUGUGAUAUGGGACGAAGGAACUCCACUAAGUAGUAUAGGCAAGGCCCUGUACCAGAUGUUGGUCAUCCAGACCUUCCGACCUGACCGUCUGCUGGCCAUGGGACACACCUUUGUUGUCACGGUGAUGGGGAAUAUGUUCUUCCAUGAUAUAGAACAGGAGGUCAACCUGGCCGCCAUUGUGGAGAAUGAGAUCCGUGCCAACACCCCUAUCCUGCUGUGCUCAGUACCAGGUUAUGAUGCCAGUGGUAGAGUGGACGACCUGGCCGCUGAACUCAAUAAACCAGUCUCUUCUAUUGCCAUAGGCUCUGCUGAAGGUUUUGAUGAGGCAGCCAAGGUGAUCAACUCAGCUUCCAGGGCAGGCAAGUGGGUGAUGUUGAAGAAUGUCCACCUUGCCCCAGGAUGGCUGGUACAGCUGGAGAAGAAACUUCACAGUCUACAACCACACCCCAACUUCAGACUGUUCCUCACCAUGGAGAUCAAUCCUAAGCUCCCAGUGAACCUGCUGCGUGCUGGACGUAUCUUUGUGUUUGAGCCACCUCCAGGUGUGAGAGCCAACUUAUUGAGGACCUUCAGUACUGUGCCCUCAGUACGCAUGGGCAAGGCUCCCAGUGAGAGAGCUCGUCUGUACUUCCUCCUGGCCUGGUUCCAUGCUAUAGUCCAGGAGAGGCUGACCUAUGUCCCCCUGGGAUGGUCCAAGAAGUAUGAGUUUAAUGAGUCUGACCUGAGAUGUGGCUGUGACACCAUUGAUACCUGGGUGGACAUGGUGGCAAUGGGCCGCAGUAACCUGCCCCCAGAGAAGAUCCCAUGGGAUGCGCUGAGGAUUCUCCUGUCCCAGUGUAUCUAUGGCGGCAAGAUUGACAAUGACUUUGACCAGCGCCUCCUUAACUCCUUCCUGAACAAGCUGUUCACACCUAAGAGUUUUGAUGCAGACUUCCCACUGGUAACUGCAGCAGAGGCUGGCAAAGCUAUCACCAUGCCUGAUGGCAUCAGACGUGAGCAGUUUGUCCAGUGGUCAGAUAACAGGACAGAGCUCCAGACCCCCUCAUGGCUGGGACUGCCCAACAAUGCUGAGAUUGUCCUCCUCACUAACCAAGGCUCUGACCUUGUGAACAAGAUGCUGAAGAUGCAGCUCCUGGAAGAUGAUGAGGAGUUGGCGUACGGAGGGGUGGAGGAAAAGAAGAAGAAGGAAGCAGACGGCAGACCUGCCUGGAUGAGAAUACUGCACAACUCCGUUGUCAACUGGUUCAAACUGGUUCCUAAGAAACUAAAUAUCUUGCGCAGAACAGCAGAGAACAUCAAAGACCCGCUCUUCCGCUUCUUUGAGCGCGAGGUCAACACGGGUGCGCGCCUUCUUCAAGACAUGCGCCGUGACAUGGAUGACAUUAUGCUGAUUUGCCAAGGUCAGAAAAAACCAACCAAUCAUCACAGAUCAAUGAUGAGUGACCUGCCAAAGGGCAUAAUCCCAUUAUCAUGGAAGCGUUACACAGUGCCCAGUGGUAUGACAGUGAUAGAGUGGAUCACAGACUUCAGUGAGAGGAUCAAACAGCUCCAGGCCAUCUCUGCUGCCUCACAGUCUGGAGGAGCCAUGGAGCUGAAGAACUUCACUGUGUGGUUAGGAGGGUUGUUUAUACCAGAGGCGUACAUCACAGCCACCAGACAGUAUGUAGCCCAGGCCAACAGCUGGUCUCUGGAGGAGCUCUACUUGCAGGUGUCAGUGUCCAACAAAGGCCAGGACCUGAAGCUGGAUGACUGUAGUUUUGGAGUGAAGGGACUGAAGCUGCAGGGAGCUCUGUGUGAGAAUAACAAACUGAAGCUCUCCUCUACCAUAUCCACUGACCUGCCUUUUACUGCCCUGGGCUGGAGAAGAAUGGAGAGUGGGAAGAAACCCCAGGGUAAAGUAACCCUGCCUGUGUACCUGAACAGUACCAGGGCCCAGCUACUGUUCACCCUGGACUUUGACACCCAGGACACAGGCUCUGGCAGAGAUCACAGCUUCUACGAGAGGGGCGUGGCUUUGGUCUGCUCUAAUCUCUGAAUGGCUGAUAUUGGUGUGGAUUCCUAACUCCACACGGACUGAAUUGACUACUAAUGCGUAUAAACUGUCAUAGUUUGUGAAAUCGUCAUUAUGAACUUUGUCUGUGGCUGAAUUAAUAGACUUGAAAAUGCUUUGGUUGUAGACGUCACAUUUAUUAGAUAUUCACCAAAAAAGGGGAUCUUAACAUUAUUCAGAACUGACUUUAUAUAUAGUGACUUCAAGGAUCGGUAAUAUAUCAUGAAAUUUGUAGUGUGCAAAGGAUAAGAAGUACAUUCAUUGUACAAAUGAAUUUGAUACCUUAGGGUUGUCCAUACUGCCGUGUAGGAAAUGGAAAGAUACCGAACUGAAGAACUGUGCCUAAAUGACAUACUUUUUCUGCUCUUCUGAAAUGUGUAACACACGUGGUUCCAGUUUGCUUUUUUCCCCACUAUAUCACGUAUUACAGUAUACAAAUGUGAACAUGACGUGUUAAUCCAAUUAAUAAGGUUGACUGACCUAUAUUAACGAUUUGCCCUGUAUUGCAUGCACUGAAAUAAAUACAG
Lingula anatina is the source of this 4880-nucleotide messenger RNA. Its product is annotated as cytoplasmic dynein 1 heavy chain 1. The record is from RefSeq and is a predicted model, not a curated record. Gene Ontology annotation, molecular function: dynein intermediate chain binding; dynein light intermediate chain binding; ATP hydrolysis activity. Gene Ontology annotation, cellular component: axonemal dynein complex. Gene Ontology annotation, biological process: microtubule-based movement. Lineage: Eukaryota; Metazoa; Brachiopoda; Lingulata; Lingulida; Lingulidae.